Messenger RNA from Hydra vulgaris (swiftwater hydra), 4586 nucleotides. RefSeq names its product puratrophin-1. The record is from RefSeq and is a predicted model, not a curated record. Lineage: Eukaryota; Metazoa; Cnidaria; Hydrozoa; Anthoathecata; Hydridae. Gene Ontology annotation, molecular function: guanyl-nucleotide exchange factor activity.
UAUCAUUUUUUUUUUAGAUACUUAAAAAAUAAAAUAAAAUUGCUUUGGUUUGAGAUUAAAGAAAUUUUUACACAGAGUUCUUUUGUUUGGAAAAUGGAAACAGAAUUUUUUAAUGUAAAAUACUAAGACACAGUACUCCAUCAUGGAGGAAUAUUAUUGCACAACUUCUCUAAAACCACAUCCAUGGUUGCAGCGUUUUGAAAAUAUUGUUAAGUAUGCUAUACAUCCUUACGAAAUAAAUGCUGAUAUAUUUUCAGGAGAUUUUUGUGUUUAUAUUGCUGAAACUUCACCAAGAACAUUACUAUUACGCUAUUAUUUAAAUGGAGUUUAUAAAACAAUAACAUUAUCAAGUGCAGAUUGUGUUUUAAUGGUUUCCGAAAACUGGAUUGAAAUGUUGAAUAUCACUGAUAACUGCAACUACUUAAAAUGUAUUAUUUGGAAUGAAAAUGAUUUUGAAAGAAUUUCAUGGGAUAAGCUUCUUUUAAUGCAUAGUGAAGAAAGUUCACCAGUCCACUCAAAAUCUUUUUCAAUUGAACUUUGGAAUGAAGGCUCACUUAGUGCUGGGAUGGUAUUAGAUGUGAACUUUGAGUUGUUGCAUAAUCAGGCUUAUCUUCCUGGAAGUCGAGAUAAACGUGGUGGUUCUGUUAUUUUUUUGGAUACUAGUGAAACCAGUUGGGAAAAUAUUAAAGUAGAUAGCGAAGAAGUUGCAAAACUACUUAUGUAUUAUUAUAAAAUUCCAAGAGAAAGUGUUCAAAAAAAAGGAUUAUCACUGGUUAUAGACGCUAGACAAAUAAACAAUGCUCAGACAAUUAUAGAAUGCAUAGGAAAAGCUAUUUCAACAUUGCAGAAAAAUUGUCCAGGUGCUGUUUACAUGACAUAUCUCUUAUUGCCUAAAGAUUCAUUGAUGUUGCUAGUUCCAUUGUCUAAAAUAAAAGAAAGUUUAAAUUUUGAGUUUCAGCUUAUUUCAUCACUUGAAAAGUUACACAAUGAGAUUGAUAAAAGUAAUCUUCCGAUUGUAUUUGGUGGCACGCUUGAGUAUGAUCAUCAGAAAUGGAUUAAAUUUAGAACGCAAGUGGAACCUUUUAUGGUUGGAUGUCGAAGUGCAGCAAAAUAUGCUAUCAAUCUAAUGUCAAAUUUAAAUAAGUCUGAUCCAGUAUAUUCAAAAGAAGAUUUCUUAAAAUUACUGGAGUUGCAUAAAGAAAAAUCAAAUGAAAUUCUUUGUAAUUCACGAUUGAUACAUCUUCAACAAGAAGGCAUUCAAAUUAUUAAUUGGUGGAAGAAUAGUGAAGAUCAAAAUAUGAAAACAGAAGAUUUUAUUGAUACAAUUGACUGUGUAAAGCAACUUUAUAGUCAAGUCAAUCUUUUAUUCAAUCGAUUACAGUUAAACAUGAAUAAGAGACAGGAAAAGAUUGAAUUAUAUUUAAAAACAAGUUUAUUUGAGGAAACAUCUCAAAAGAUUAUAACAUGGAUCCAAAAAGAUGGGUUUCUUAUUCUUGAACAGCAAAUUGAAAUAGGUGAUUCAAUAGGUCAUGCUCAAUCUCUUAUGAGUGAAUUUUCAAAAUUUUCUCAAGUCUCAGAAGAAAACAUUCAAUGCGCAGAAGAAAAUAUUAUUUUGGGCAAUCAAUUACUUAAACUUCCUGUGUUAAAAGACAUACAUGAAUCUAUUAAAGACACAUUGGUCACACUUGAAAAAUAUCUUAAAGAUUUUAUUUUAAAAUACUCUGAGCGAAAAAAAAAACUUACGAAGAGCUUAGAUUUUCACACUUUAGUAUUAGAAGCUCACCAGUGGUGGAUGACGGGUUUGCAAUAUAUAGCACACAUGAAUAUGGAAGAAAUACAAACUCAUGAAGGCAUUACUCAUUUAAAAAACUCUUUGUGUCAUUUUAUUAAAGAAAAUCCAUUUUUGAAAGAAAGUCAAAUAGCUCGAAUUACAGAACUAGCGCAUCAUUUAGGUAGUAAAUAUGUAGAGCAAGCAGAACAAAAUAGUAAGCGAUGCUUAGAGGUUCAAGAAAUGCUUCAAGUUAAGCAAAAUCAAAUUGCAGGUGCUGAAGAAAGAUUAAAAAGGAACUGGGAUCAAUACAGUAGCGACCCUGACAAUGAAAACUCUAGUGGUAUCAAAGAUGAUGAUGUUUCAACAGAAGCUGAUGAAGAUCUGUAUCAAGAUGCUAAAAGUGUUUCAGAUUGCUUUGAUCUUGUGAAUUUUCCUGUGUAUAGUUGGCAAGAAUCUCAAUAUGAUGAGAAUGAUGCUAAUCUGGCAGUUUUUGAUGCUGCUAUGCCUGCUAAAAUGAAAGAGAGACUUCGGUUCAUUAUAGAAGAGAUGAUUAAUACAGAGUAUCAGUAUGUACAUUCAUUAGAAUAUGUACUGGUAAAUUAUCUUCCAGAAAUGGACUCAGAUCACCUUCCCCCAACUUUAAAAGGAAGAAAAAACAUACUUUUUGGAAACAUAGACAGAAUAUAUGAAUUUCACAAAAGACAUUUUUCUCAUGAUAUCGAAUCUUAUAGACAUGCUCCUUUACAGAUAGGAAAAUGUUUUUUAAAAUGGGAGCGUCAGUUUUACGUAUAUGCACAAUACAAUAAAAACAAACCCAAAAGUGAUGAAAUUUGGAAUGAUUUUGCUAACGCUUAUUUUGAGGCAAAAAUGAAGCAGUUAAACGAUAAAUUGGACCUUGCAAGUUAUUUGAUUAAGCCCGUUCAACGCCUGGGUAAAUAUUCACUUUUGCUUCGAGACAUGAUUAGUUGUUGUGAUCCUAAAGAUCCUCGUGUUUCUGAGAUGAAAAUGGCCCAUGAAUUAAUGAAGUUUCAACUUCGCCACGGUAAUGAUCUUCUUGCUAUGGAUGCCAUAAAAAAUGCUGAUGUUAACUUAAAAGAGGAAGGUUGUUUGCUACGUCAGGCUGAUUUUAUAGUUUGGUAUGGCAAGCGUAAGCGCGUACGUAGGGUUUUUCUUUUUGAGCACUCAAUAGUAUUCACAAAAGCUAAAGAACAAAAAGCUCAUGGUGAUCACUUCAUUUAUAAGCAUUCUAUAAAGACAGUUGAUUUAGGACUGACAGCAAACAUUGGGGACAGUGGAUUAAAAUUUGAAGUCUGGUAUCGCCGAUGGAAAAAAGGGAGAACUUCAGAUGCUUACAUUUUACAGGCAACUACAGAAGAAAUAAAGGUUGCUUGGACUAGUGACAUUACAAGGAUUCUAUGGCGUCAAGCAACACGAAAUAAAGAAUAUGGUCUUACAGAAGUCAGUACUGGCAUAAGUGUUGAGAGUACACCAUCAGCAAUUUUUCCAGAUAGUGGAGUUCAGUUGAACUCUUAUUCAAGACAGCGUGAAAUAUCACCUCGUUCCCUUGAUAUAAAUAUAAAUAAGCGCCUUUCAUGGGUGAGUGCUGGUGAUAGUUCCGGUAGUUCUGGUGUACAUGAUUUGGGCAGUUUACCUGAAGAUCCUCCUUGUAUUUCUCCACGUGAUGAGAAAAAUUAUUGUAAACGAGAAGGUAGCAGUAAAAGUUCGUCAAUACAGAGAAAGUUCUCGCAACAGUUUAAUUUACCGUUAACAUACAACGAAGCUGAUAUUACUUUUAGACGAGAUCAAAGCAACUCUUAUGACGGUUCUUUUAUUCGUAAUAAUGUAUUCAGAAAAACCAUUCAGUAUGACGGAACACCCGCUUUAGACCGAACUAAAAUAGGUUCGACGAAAAAAAUUUAUAAAAAAUAUUCAUCAGGAAAACCACGUUUCGCUACACAACCCAUAAUACUACCAAGCAAUUUUUCUGAAGUAUAUAAAAAAACGAACACUGUUAAAUACCGAAAGGUGCUUUCUGAGCGCCCAACAUCUCCUGAAUCUAUUGUCGAAUGUGUUGAAGAAGAUACCCUUUCUAAUAAACUCAACAGUUUACUUAAAGAAAAUGAUACAAAUAAUACUUCUAUAAAAAAACCUAUAUCACCUAUGUUAUGUAAAAAAGCGUAUACACAAGGUGAUUUAUCUAUUUAUAAAGACUUUCCUCAAACUUAUUGUUUUGAUAAUACAAAACCACUGAAGCAAUACUCAUUUUUUCAGUCAAAAACACCAAUGGCGGAGGGCAGCAACAAGUUCCUUAAUUUACAAAGCCUUUCAUGUGAUCCUUUGCACUCGUGUUCAACCAAUACUUCAGAAAAUCUCAGAUUAAAAAAUCCUAAUAAGUCAAUCUCUCUAUCGACAACAACAUUUUUUACAUCUAAGGAUUCAAAGAAACAAACAAUGUUGCCGACAUUCCUCCGAAAACGAUUAUCUAAAUCUUUUACAGACUUACUUUGAGAAUUAUAUUUUUUUAUAAACUCAACGUUUUCGAAUAGCGACAUCGCCGACGGCAAUAUUUUUGCUUUAUCAUAAUCUUAGACUCGGUACUUUUGGCCUCUGACAUUUUGGCUUUGUUAAACUUUUGGAGUAGAUAAGCCUAUCCAAUUGUUGCGUACAACCUUAAGUUUUUUUUAAAAUCUCGUUUUAUUAAGAGUCGAAACAGUUUCUUCGUAAUUUUUACUGGAGGUUUUUAUAGUUAACUAACUUAGAAUUUCGAAAUAAGUGUUUUAGAAAAAAAUGUUAGGUUUGCAUUUGAAAUAAUUUG